This is a messenger RNA of Rhopilema esculentum, 1901 nucleotides long. Its product is annotated as lysophosphatidic acid phosphatase type 6. Lineage: Eukaryota; Metazoa; Cnidaria; Scyphozoa; Rhizostomeae; Rhizostomatidae. Gene Ontology annotation, molecular function: phosphatase activity. The record is from RefSeq and is a predicted model, not a curated record. Gene Ontology annotation, biological process: dephosphorylation.
ACAACAGCAACAACAAUGAAGUCGCAAGCAACAACAACCACUGUGAAACCAUUACACUUACUUUCUAUUUGCAAGUUGGAACAUUUUUAGGGAACAGAUUGUCUAAAGUGGUAAUGGCUUCAGGGACAAAGAGAUUGAUUGUGUUUGGUGGAGGUAUAGCCUCUUCGUUGCUUGUUUUCAAUGCAGUAGACAGAACCUUUUACAAAAAGCGGCAAAUUCAAAACUCUUUGCUGGCCGAUGCUUCGUUGGCGGGAAAGCCUGAAGAUCUACAUCUCAAACAGGUGAUAAUUCUCACAAGACAUGGAGCAAGGACACCAUUUAAAUUUAUUCCAAAUUAUCAACCUGCCACAUGGCCUGUUGAGGAUAAUGAGGAUUUGGAACACACGUUGAUCAAUCAUACAGUAAGAAGUUUAGAUUUCGGAAGCAAGCCAGAAUCAGCGAUUGAUAAUGCGUACCGUGAUAAAGAACGACUCAAGGGUGGUUCAUUAGUUGGUCAAUUAACUAAAAUUGGUCAAGAACAAAUGUAUCAACUUGGUAAGGCCUACAGAAAGAGAUACGUCGAGGAGCUUGGACUUUUGUCACCAGACUACAACCAUGAACAAGUAUACGUGAGAUCAACCAACAUCAAGCGAACCAUCAUGUCAGCUCGAUGCGUUUUAGCAGGACUUUAUGGCGAUACACACCUUAAAGGCCCAAUCCCAAUCUUUACGUCAGUUAACGAACACGAGGCUCUGUAUCCAAAUUACUAUUUCUGCAAGAACCUCAAGCACUGGGCAAAAAUCGCUUGGACAACCUGGGAAGACAUCCCCGGCCUAGUAGAAUUCCUUGAUGCAGUUGCCAAGGAACUAGGUUUUGAUAGAAAGAAAGAGGAGUUUGGUAUUAUAUCUCUCGAGGACAAUGUGUGUGCCAGAGCUGCAAAGAACGAGCCAAUUCCUGAGUUUUUAAUAAAUCGAAGAGAUGAGAUAGAGUCAUUUGCAGUAGCCUAUCAAAUGCGGGUUCUUAUUGGAACAGGCAAAAGUCACUCAAUCGCACGUAUGGCAAUUGGUGGUUUCAUAGAGGCUGUGUGCACGCAACUUGAAGACAAAGCUGAAAACCAAAGUGAUCUGAAGCUUAUACUGUAUUCUGCUCAUGACACAACAUUGAUGGCUGUUCUGUACGUCCUUGGUGUGUAUGACUUCAAAUGGCCUAAAUACGCUGCUGACGUCAAAGUCGAACUCUACCAGGACGAGAAACAAAACUGGUUUGUGAAACUUUUGUACAACGACCAGGAAUUGCUAAUGCCUGGUUGUGAAACUACAGUUUGCGCACUUUCAAGCUUCCUUGAAACGUGUGAACCAUAUCGCGUAAAAGACUGGGACGCUGAAUGUGGCAUCAAAGGGGACUACAGAAAAGAAAGCUUUGCUAUUGGCACUAUAUAGGCAAGAUUCAAUCUUCUAGUAUUCAUAGCUUUAAUUCCAAUGACUACCAUAUCGGGAAUUCAAUAAUUUUAUAAUGAAAACCAUUUUUAUGAGAAAAUUCAGUAAUAAUUUAACCAGAUGGGUUUGAAUAACGAGGCUCAAUCAAGGACCGAUACGAGGCUGACAAAAAUCUGAUGAUUCAAAAUCUAGAGGCACAAAGACUAGCAAAUAAACAAAGGUGGCGCCCAACUUGUCAAUAGUUUUCAUCAAGCUGAAAUGAGACAUCAAGCUGGAAAUUUUAUUUUCAAUGAUAUUUGUUUAUAAUUAAUAUGUACGGAUUGAUACGGCUUGAUCAAACGUUUCGUUCAUACGGCUUGGUACACAGAAUUUCAUGUUAACGCAGAAAUGCCCAUUUUUAUUGUCAAACAUUAUAAUGUGGUGAAUGUAUAAAAUUUGCUUUAUAUAAAUUAUUGCUUGACUACUAUGAAAAAUAAAUUGCUCGUA